Molecule: messenger RNA, 1230 nt
Organism: Hemicordylus capensis (graceful crag lizard)
Lineage: Eukaryota; Metazoa; Chordata; Lepidosauria; Squamata; Cordylidae
Gene: SERTM1
Product: serine rich and transmembrane domain containing 1
Exons: 2
Coding region: 281-604 (107 amino acids)
Cellular component (GO): intracellular membrane-bounded organelle
Source: RefSeq, a predicted model, not a curated record
GCUGCUGUUGCGCGGAGUGUGUUGGUGCCCUGCUGGUGUUUGUGGAGUAGGGGAGGAGAGACCAGAGCUCGCUCUGCCUGGAUCCUCCUUCCAGAUGUAGCCUUCCUCGGAGACAGCGGCAGGACGUUCCGCCUGAGCAGCACCUAAAGGCAACGCUGUUCAGACAGAUUCUGAAUUUAAGAACGGAAGGAAUAACAUCAUCACAGCCUGGCUCAAUAUGCCAACCGUUUUAUGGAAAACCAUCUUUGAACAUUAGGGUUUUUCCAUUUAUUAUUUCAAAAUGUCGGAACUCAGCCCUACAUCUGGAUUAACAUCAAAUAUGGAAAAUGGAACUUUUCUGGAGCUGUAUCCCACAUCUCUUUCAACAUCCAUGGAUUCAUCGUCUGGACGCAUGUCUAAUGUCUAUGUCUAUGUUUCAAUAUUUCUCAGCCUCUUGGCAUUUCUCCUUUUGCUGCUAAUCAUUGCACUUCAGAGGCUGAAGAACAUCAUUUCCUCCAGUUCUUCCUACCCAGAAUACACCAGUGAUGCUGGAAGUUCCUUCACUAACUUAGAAGUCUGUAGUAUUUCUUCCCAGCGGUCUGCUUUUUCAAACCUUUCCUCGUGAAAAGAAAUGAAAGGGAAUAUUAUGGGAAUGAAACAACUUUGUCUAACUCUUGAGGGGAACUUAUGCAUGCAGUAUUUACCUUGGCAGACUAUUAGUCAUAAAUGAGGUGAUUUCUAAUAUUUACUUUGAUUUUUCUGUCUCUUUUUAGUCUCCAUUUCCCUUUUUUAAAAUUAAAGAUGCUUUUCAUCUUUGAGCACAAAAAUUGACAUCUGAUUGUAGCUUCCUGCCCAUAAUAGUGUAGCAGCCUUAGAGAGAUUUCCAGCCUGUUCUAAAGAUGGUGCAGGUAUUAAAACCGAUCCUUGGUCCAAACUGAUCAUGCUUAUCCCAGUUUGUCACCCAAGUUACAACAAUGUUUACUGAAUUCAACACCAACUGCUAUUUGUAGAAAUACUGUAUCAGUUUAAUACAGAAUAAACUUGACUUAUUAAAAGUUAUUGGCCUGGGCAUUGAUGUUUUUAGAGUGAUGUAGUUUCAGGAGUUAAAGUAAUUUUAAGAAAAAAACAUUAAUAUACAUUUUAGUUGAGAUUCAUUUGUACAUUUUCCUGUAUAUAGACACCAAUCCAUAUUGUCUGACAUGCUUGUUUUAUUUUAAGCUAAUGACUCCAAUAAAUAUGUACAUUCGUUCA